Molecule: messenger RNA, 2915 nt
Organism: Schistocerca serialis cubense
Lineage: Eukaryota; Metazoa; Arthropoda; Insecta; Orthoptera; Acrididae
Product: male-specific lethal 3 homolog
Exons: 11
Coding region: 89-1993 (634 amino acids)
Biological process (GO): regulation of DNA-templated transcription; chromatin organization
Cellular component (GO): NuA4 histone acetyltransferase complex; nucleus; MSL complex
Source: RefSeq, a predicted model, not a curated record
UAUGGAAAUCCGAAGACGCGGUGAUCUAGAAAACACUUUGAUGAAGGUUAUGGCGGGAUUUCUUGUAAAGUAGCGCAAACGAUAGAUAAUGGUGUCAACCCGCAGCCUUAGAUCAAAAUUUGCAGUAGGAGAAGAAGUUCUCUGCUAUGAACCAGAUCCUACGAAGGCAAGGGUGCUGUAUGACUCUAAGGUGCUGAAGGUUCUAGUGAAAACAGACAAGGGGGGCCGCAAAACUGUGGAAUACCUGAUACAUUUCCAGGGCUGGAAUUCAUCAUGGGAUCGAUAUGUGAGUGAAGAUUAUGUUCUAAAGCAUACAGAUGAAAACUGGCGACUGCAGAGAAAACUUGCAGAGAAAGCACAUUUACGACCGGGAGCAUAUCUUUAUCGAAGAGAUCGUAAAGAUCAAAGGUUGAAUAAGGCUCCACAGAAAACAGAUAGCUACACUGAGGAAAAAGAGUGUCUGCAGAGCACUUCUGCUUCAACUUCAACUUCAACAAGAGAUGGCAGCAUCAGCUGUUAUAGCACCCGUAGUGUUGAGACUAUCAGUAACGGAGAUCGAAAGAAGAGGGUAACUGCUGAUAAAUGUGAAACUAGCAAGCAAAGUGUAAUGGAAGAUAAACAAUCGCAUUAUGCACAUAAUGAGUGUGAUACACAUGCAGAAUGUGUUGAAGAAAUGCAUAACAAUAAGGAUAAUGGUGUUACGGGUAGUGUUGAUGGAAGGGAUAGUGUUGAGGGUGGUAGAAGUAAAGACCAACAGUAUGAAGAUUUUGGUGCUCAGAAUAACAUAGGUGACAGAGAGGUUGACGACAAUGUGCAGGAUAAUAAACAUGAAAUAACUGAAGAUUUUGAUCACCCAGAGGAUGGUGCUGUUGAACAUUUGGAAGAUUGUAAUUUUACAUGUGAAAUUACUGAUAUUAUGAAGGAAAUGCUUGAACUGGACAAUGAGCUUAUUAAAAACAGGAACAAGAUCGUCCAUCUUCCAGCAAGACCAAAUGUUGUGACAAUUCUUGAAACUUACGUGAGAGAAUAUGCAGAAAAUCAGAUCUCUGGAGCUCGAGAGAAAUCACGGCGUAAAUAUAGACGACCACAAAAGCACCAAAAUGGUGCUUUAGAUAUGGAUCGAUUGAACAGAAGUGUAAAUAUCUGCAAAGAAGUGGCAGACGGUGUGAGGGUUUAUUUUGACUUCAUGUUGAGUGGCUUGCUGUUGUACAAUGAAGAGAGAGAACAGUACGAGCAAAGUCGUGAUAUGACUAUCACAAAAGAACCAAAGUCAAGGUUAAAUGAUUCAUCUCCAAACAAAAAAGAAGCAAACAAGAGAUUCCAGCAACCAGAUUGUAACUUAUCCUGUGAACAAAGGACAUGCCGAGAGGAUGCAGUUACAUUUGAUGGCAGAAUGGGAACACCCAGUGUCAAAAUGUAUUCCAGAUCUCAACAUGUUGUAAAUGCUGAAGGGAAAGGGUGCACUUUGACUAAUGCUUCAGCUGGUGCCAGCAGUGAAGAAACAGAAAGCCCCAAUCCCAUGGGAACUCAGAGUACAAAUAAAGAGUCAUUUGUCCCUUCUGAUCCCUGUAAGGAAGAAGCUUCCUCUGCAUUCCAUGAUAAUUUAUCCAGGUGGAUUAUCACGAGUGUCAGCUCAAAACAUUCAUCUCGGAGAUUAAUGACAAAUGUAUCAUCAGCAGAAGGAAUGACUCAGGGAGAUAGUCAUUCUGCAUUGAAGUGUCUGUUACCUCAUCUGUCAGAAUGGCAGCUAGUGCCAGACUCACUAUACACUGAAAAGCCUGUUAUGCCUUCACUUAUCUAUGGUGCUGUCCAUUUAGCACGAUUGUUAGUGAUACUUCCAAGUCAUCUUCUGAACACAAAUAUUCCAGCAAAGAAACAUAAAAUAGUAUUGCAGCAUUUACAAAUGAUUCUGAGAUACUUGGAGAAAAAUAGAGACUGGUUUGAAGAAAAUGUGUACGAAGAUAAUUGCUCUCCACUUAAACAAAAUGACUGAUUUGCUGUAUUUAUGCAUAGCUUCAUAUUUUAUAUUCUGUAAAUAGUUUAUAGAAAUUGCUAUUUUUAAAAACAUUUGUUGAAUGUUAAGUUAUAAAAAUGCAUGUCACUGUAGAUUUUGAUCUGGUGUUUCCAGUUCAGUUGGUAUUUUUCAUGUUAUCUCCUGUACCCUACAAAAUAUUGUCUCUGUUAUCAUCAGCCAUGUAUUUGAUAAAAAUGGUUAGUGCAAACUUCACUAUUUGCCAUUUAUAUAGUAUGCUUCUGGGACCAAAGAUGUGUAGAUAACAAAAUACGCAGACAUGAAUAUUGGAGAGUGAUUAAUUCUCUGCUUCUUUGAUAAUUAUGACUUGCUUCUCAGUGGAAGUAACCAGAUCCUUUAACUAUGAAAGCUCAGGUUACUUUAGUUUAAGUUCCUAAGUUAUUUUAUUCAAGAACUAUUGUGCUGUUACCGAUACCUCAGACUUGCUGAUUGUCAAUAAUAACUGUAAUGUUUUUCCUUUCUGAAGCUGGAAGAUUUUGACACAGUGUUUUGUGUCUUAUAAGUUUGUGACAGCUGAUUGUAUGUACAAAAAGCCAAAUUAUCAGUAGCGUGCUAUGUUGCUGGUGAAAGUGGAUGAAUCAGUAAAAUACAGAAUUUUACGUAAAACUGGUACUCUGAAUUUCUUUUUCAUACAAUUUCAAUGGCAGUACUACUAUUAUAGUGACAAAAACUGGAUACAGGUAUCCAGCUGUUAAGAAAGUUUACGUAAGUGGUGCCUGUCAGUCACUUAUUCAGCACAAAGAUUUAAUCUGUUACGGCUGGAACACACACUGAAUGCACGUUGGAGAGAUCACAUACCCACCUUUGUUUCAAUCUUCAUGUCUUUCAUAGAUGUAAAAGACUGCAGUGGGAAGAUACUGUUAACUGGUCAUAAAAAUGUAUU